AUGAGCAGCGCUGCAACUUACGAGAUAGCAAACACCGACGAGCUGGAGGCUCUUGGGAGGGACGAUGUCGCGUUUGACACAAGCGCUGGUCUUGGACCAGAUGAAAGCGUGCGUCAGGAGGAUGUGGAUGCAACAUCCUCGCCCAAACGGCGCGUGUGCAUCGUGCUAGUAAUUGCAGUGAUAUCGCUUGCAGUCAUCGCAACGUUCCUGGGGGUGUUUCUGUCGAGGAAGCGGACAUCUGACAACUCGGAAGUUCCUGCUAUGCCAGAUCCUGGACUCUCAGCCGGCGAUACCUCUCCGCCUGCCUCAGAACCUGAAGCUCCCCCUGGUGAUUCGGAUGACUUGAAACCUGCGGCACCCAAGGAAGUGAAGAUAUAUGCGAUCAAUGUAUUGGAUUCGAAGCCACAUGACACAAGGGCAUUCACGCAGGGUUUCGAGUACGCAAACGGUGUGUUUUAUGAAAGUACCGGGAUACGAGGGAAGUCAUCUUUGCGAAAAGUUGAUAUUGACAGCGGGAAAGUUAUUCAAAAGUAUGAGAUACCGGACAUGAGAUUGUUCGGGGAGGGUAUGACGCUGCACACGACUCAUCAUAUCUUCAUGCUGACAUGGCAAUCGGGGCGUGGGUUGGUGUUUAACCAGUCUACGUUUGAGGUGAUCAAGGAGUGGAAGUAUGAAGGAGAAGGGUGGGGGCUGUGCAUGGACCGGGUAAAGGAUGAGGUGUACAUGAGCGAUGGAACGGACCAGCUUCGGGUGUUAGAGCCGGACAAUCUUUCGGAAUUGAGGAGGGUGAAUGUGACUCUGCGUGGAAAGAAAGUGAGGAACCUGAACGAGCUCGAAUGGGUUUGCGGAGAAGUUUGGGCAAACGUCUGGCAGACGUCGCAGAUAUAUCGGAUUGAUCCGGUGAGCGGACGGGUGAAAUCGAUUAUCAAGGCGGACUCAAUUCCAUUAGCCAAGGAUAAAUUGUCAUCCAAUGAUGUGUUGAAUGGAAUUGCGUUUGAUAGAGCUUCGGGUCGUUUAUGGUUAACUGGAAAGCUUUGGCCUGCCAUCUACCAAGUUUCCAUCACGGACGAUACUUUAGAUGUCUCAAAUUGUAAAUAAAGAGCGACAGGCACUAUUGAAAAGUAGCGUUGGAGACUGAGAUGAGUAGUUGGUGGUCAUUUGCAAGGAUGAAGUGCUGAACGAUGGUGUUGAACGGCUGUGUUGGUAUUGUUGAAAGUGUCUUCCCUGCAUAUCUUACGUGUGCAACUCUUUCGAAGCGAAGCAAGAUGAUUGCGUUUUCGGUGCGGCGCUUGGCGACAGAAGCAUUGGACCGAGGAGCGAUGCUACUUUAUGAUAGGAGCCUGCCUCUCUACGACGUCCUAUGGUGACUAACAAACUGUUUGCAUGAGAAUUUGGAGAAACACUUUGGAAAAUGAAUAAAGAGGUGCCAUAGCCCGAUGGCUAUCCUUACAGUACAUGCCAUGACUGUAAGCUUUGGCCGGGAGUAUCCGACGAGGCUACUCGCAACGCGUUUUUCAACAAACUGUACCCUCGGGUACAGUAGAAUCUCGGUGCCACGCAUGCACAGCCCUGGCCCGGACCCCUGGCCCGGACCCAAUGUUUAACUUAAUGUGUACCUUAUCAUAUACCUUACAUCUUUAUUUACAACAGAGCUAAGACCCAGACCCUUUUGGGUCAAAGCGGACCCAAGAGCGCCGCCUUUUGUACGGAAAUUGCUUGACACGGAGCAGAGCACCAUGGCCGCCUUGCUUCUGCCUCUCGCAGUCUUUGAGCAGCAGUCGCCCGUGGCCUGGGACAAUGCCUAGAUCCUUGUCAUGAACGCCUCGCGCCUGCCCUGCUUUUCAUUCUGCCCAUAUCAAGCACUUUCUGUGCGCACCGAAGUCGCCGGGCGCCCUCUCUGCAGUGCCAUGAGGAAACGGCGCCCGCUCAAACCCACCUCUCGUCUGGAAGGAAAAGCCGCCGCAAACACUGUGUCACGCCUCAAGGAUGCCCCGGGCACACCAGCAGCACUAGCCAUUGCCUUCACUGCCAUUGUCACAGUCGUGGGGCUGCUGGCGGCCCGAGCCGCCCAAACUCCCGCCCUCAGAAACCCACACGCCGUCAAGGGCGGUCAGCUUGCCUCAUUGCCUCGUGCUCCUGUGUACUCUACAACCGUCUUGGCAGAGUACACUCAUGACUACGAGGCCUUUACUCAAGGACUCACAUGCCACAACGGACAACUUUUCGAAUCAACCGGCCUCCGCGGUCGCUCCUCUCUACGCCAUGUAGAUGUAGAGACGGGCACCGUCAUAAAAGCCCAUCACUUGGACAGCGCUGACUUUGGAGAGGGGCUUGCCAUUGUCGGCGAGAACGGAGACAAGAUCGUGCAGCUCGUCUGGAAGACAGGAAAGGGCUAUGUCUACAACCGAGAGGACCUCACCCCAGAGUCUGAGUUUUCCUACGAGGGCGACGGCUGGGGUAUAGCCUCUUGGCCCGGAAAGAGUCACGAGGUCUUUCUCAGUGACGGCUCCUCUCGCAUUCGCGUGUAUCGACUCGUCGAUGGCGCCUUGGUAAAGCUUCGUGAGUUCACCGUCCGGGACGGGCUCAAGGAUGUCGGCUUGCUGAAUGAGCUGGAGAUCGUCGGAGACGAGCUCUGGGCCAACGUCUGGCUCUCCAGUUUUAUCGCGAGGAUCGACCCGCAGACGGGCACCGUCGUCAGCUGGCUUGACCUGCAGAACAUCCUGGAUAAGUCGGCCAUUCCAAAAGGCCAUGAGGUUGAUGUCCUGAAUGGAAUUGCCUACGACAAUUUAAAACGACGAGUGUACGUGACGGGGAAACUUUGGCCAAGGAUGUAUUCUAUUCAAGUCUCCGAUAAAAGGGUGGCCGAUAACAUCGAGAGAGCUGGAAAUGCCUUUUUCCUGGACCCCAAUCGCGUCAAGUACGUGCACGAGUCGAUCAUUGGAAUGUAAAAUACAAACGGAACGUGUAGGUAGAGCCUCGUGUA
Molecule: messenger RNA, 2983 nt
Organism: Chondrus crispus (carragheen)
Lineage: Eukaryota; Rhodophyta; Florideophyceae; Gigartinales; Gigartinaceae
Exons: 2
Coding region: 1-1098 (365 amino acids)
Molecular function (GO): glutaminyl-peptide cyclotransferase activity
Source: RefSeq, a predicted model, not a curated record